Molecule: messenger RNA, 519 nt
Organism: Hermetia illucens (black soldier fly)
Lineage: Eukaryota; Metazoa; Arthropoda; Insecta; Diptera; Stratiomyidae
Product: protein POLR1D-like
Exons: 2
Coding region: 58-456 (132 amino acids)
Source: RefSeq, a predicted model, not a curated record
CCACUCUCACCACAUUCUAAAAUGUGAAAUAAAAAAGAAGACAUAACUCGUUGACAGAUGGCUGAAGGCAGCAAAAGUGUAAACAAUAAUAAAGGGGACGCAACGAAGGUUUUAGCAAACCAUGAAAAAACUGGAAGCCGGAGCAAGUCACUAGAGCAGAAGGCAGUUGACGAAAUUCUCCGCGAAAUAAAGCUGAAAUCAAUUCGAGCGGAGGCGGUUGGUCCGUCCGGUUGGCUGGACGCCCCUGUAAAACGUACAAAUAAGAGAUUCCUUGGGAAUACUUUGAAAGCUGCUGUGAAGCACAACACUCGCAAGGCGGACAGGGAGAAGUUCCAGUCGGAGAAGAAACUGCUCGAGAUGGACUAUGACAAACAUCCGUCGAGAAGACCGAAAUUUGGUGACCGCAAAUUCAUCUUCAAGAAACCCAGCAGUGCGAACGAUUCUAAGCAAAAGUAGUACCUGAAUUAUUCUCUUUAUUAAUUGUGUUUAUGAAUAGAAACUAUACAAAUGUCUACCUUA